AUGACAGCGAAACAACUCAAGCUUGCCCCUCAGAAGUCAGAGGUAGUACUGCUGGCAGCAGGCAGAAAACUGAAAAGUAACACAAUUGAAUUGAAGGAAACGAACAUCCGUAGCCAAGAAUCUGUCAAAUACCUGGGAAUCCACAUGGAUCAAAAUAUGAAAAUGGGAGCUCAUGUUAGAAAAAUAGCAGAGAAAGCGGGAAAAACCAUAAGCAACACAAGCAGGAUAAUGCCCAACAUUGGGGGUCCUCGAGAAGGUAGCAGAAGAAUGAUAUGCUCAGUCGCCCAGUCGAUCAUGCGCAACGAUAUGGAAAAGAGCCAUGGAAAAAAGGUAUAUAGGAAUGUAUUACUUAGUGUUCAACGGAGAGCAGCCAUAAAAAUAGCGUGUGCAUAUAAAACAACAUCAACUAAAGCUCUGCUGAUGAUUGCAAGAACCCCCCUAAUAGAUCUGCUGGCGGAAGAGAGAACAAUGGUACAAAACAACGUAUCAAAAGGGUUAGCAAGGUUACAAAUUAUGGAAAAAUGGCAACAAUUUUGGGAGAUAGACGAUGGAAAGGCCAACUGGACAAAAAGAUAG
Molecule: messenger RNA, 576 nt
Organism: Leptinotarsa decemlineata (Colorado potato beetle)
Lineage: Eukaryota; Metazoa; Arthropoda; Insecta; Coleoptera; Chrysomelidae
Source: RefSeq, a predicted model, not a curated record